This is a messenger RNA of Candidula unifasciata, 1134 nucleotides long. The record is from the annotation of a GenBank genome assembly. Lineage: Eukaryota; Metazoa; Mollusca; Gastropoda; Stylommatophora; Geomitridae.
AUGUGGGAGACUAGUGAUCGUGGCGACGAUGGUGAUGGUGACCAUAUUUAUCUGCUACAUUACACAAUUUAUUUCUUGAUUCAGUCCCAGGAGCAGGCUGUAAACCGCACCAAAAACUUGGCUUGCCUUCUGGACUGUUCCAUGAACGACAUGAGCACCAUAGUUGACUAUCUACGAGAGGCCAGCCCCCAGCUAUUGACACAGACACAGUGGAAGCUGACCAGCUACUACUUCGACCCGCCAUUCGCCCCAGUUGUUGAUGGGAAAUUCCUUCUCAAGCAUCCCUCGGAGGUCAUGGCCGAAGGAAAGGUAAAAAAUACGUCACUUAUCGUUGGUGUGGUGAAGGAUGAAGGGACAUACUGGCUGCUUUACGGUUUCAGUCUUAUCUUUGGUAACCGGGAUCCGAACCCUGUCUCUCCCAGCCAGUACAGCACAGUGGUCGAGGCUCUCCUGAAGCCACUGGGAGAUAACUUCACCACUGAUUCCAUAAAACAUUUGACCAUGAACGAGUAUUACGAUUCCGUGCCUCCACAGACAAGGGGAGACUACCUGGACGCUGCCGAUGAUAUAUGCGGUGAUCUAUUAUUCAAGUGUGCAGUGGUCAACUUUGGACAGUUGUACAGCCGCAAGGUCAGAGGUCAAGUGUUUAUGUACUCCUACGAACACCGAGCCAGCACCAACACCUGGCCGCUGUGGGUCGGGGCUCCACACGGAUACGAACUGGAUGCGUUCUUUGGGCGGCCGUGGUCGGAGCCGGGGUCUAACUAUAGCGACAGUGAGCGCGCCUUGAGUGAUGACGUUAUGUACCGGAUAUCAAACUUCGCUAAAACUGGAGAUCCAAACCAAGGUCUUCCAACACCAGGCGUCAACUGGCCAGUGUAUACCACUGAAGACCAGCACUACUUGGUCAUGAAUGCAGGUCAGAUGCGCGUGGACCAGGGGUUGAGACACAGGGAGUGUGAGUUCUGGAGGACCCAGGUUCCGAUCUUCCAAGCAGCCAGCUAUCCCAGAAGCACUUGCGAGCCCAGCAGCAGUGGUCGCCUGCGCCCGUGGCAAGUGUUACUGCUUCUGUGUGUCGUUGCUGUUGGUUACCAGCGAUAUGGAAGAGGGGACUGUGAUGUGGAGACACAGUAG